Molecule: messenger RNA, 1137 nt
Organism: Effrenium voratum
Lineage: Eukaryota; Dinophyceae; Suessiales; Symbiodiniaceae
Source: the annotation of a GenBank genome assembly
GGGGGUGUCAGUUCCGGUCGCGCUUUGUGCAUUUGCAGAUGCGAUGCAUUCUCUUGCACUCCAUUUUAUCCAUCAAUCAAGCUUGUUGUGUUGUCAAUUCAAUAUCGUCCUGGAGCCAUGGCCCAAAAUCGUUUCUUGUUCUUGGGCUUUGGAAAUGCACCAUCCAAGUUCUUUGAAAACGCCCUCUUCCGGCUUCAGCCUCUCUACAAGUAUCACAUCGAUGUGAUACACAGUGGAGACGCCUACGCGGCACUUGAGACCAAGCAUAGCUACGAUGGCCUGUUCUUGUACAACCCCAAAGAAGCUGCGAGCGUAUUGCUGGAUCAGCUGGCAUCCAAACAGUUGAAGUGGGUGCAUUGCUUCACGGCUGGGGUCGAUUCAGUUCUGCGAGAGCCGGAUGUGAAGAAAAGUCAAAUCCCACUCACCAACGUGAGGACAGCGUACAGCGAGCACCUCGCACAGUUUGUUGUGUUUGCGGUUCUUUUCUAUGCCAAGAAAGCCCUCCACUUCCGGAGCUCACAACGUGCCGGACUCUGGGCACCCACCUUUGUGGAGGAUGUGGCCGAGCAGUCGAUCUUAAUUGUGGGUUACGGACACAUAGGCACUGCGUGCGCCAAGAAGCUGAACGGUUUGGGCAUGAAGGUGGUUGGAGUGAAAGCACGUCCUGAAUCUACUUCUGAGGAGAGCAGGCAGUGUGCCCACAUUCAAGAUGUCGCCAAGCUCGAGUCCAUGCUGCCAACAGCUGACUAUGUCUUGAACUUGCUCCCGCUAACUCCUGCUACACGAGACUUCUUUGAUGCCCGCCGCUUCAGCCUCAUGAAGCAGAGUGCGAUCUACAUGAACUUCGGCCGGGGCCAGACCAACAACGAAGAGGACUUGAUCACGUCAUUGAAGACCGGACAAAUCGCAGGGGCUGUCAUAGAUGUAUUCAAGCAAGAGCCUCUUCCUGCAGACAGCGAUUUCUACUCGCUUGAGAAUGUGUUUUUGACACCCCAUUCUGCAGAUGACACUGCAAAUACUCAUGAUUGUGCAGUGCGUGUGUUUGAGGAAAUCUUGCAGAAUUACCUGGAAGGCAAGCCUCUCAAGAACACGGUUGACAAGGAACGUGGCUACUAGAUGCCGGUGAGAGCGGAGCGA